UUACUUCGAAUUCGUGAAAUAACAAAGAUAUGCGGCGGACACAACGCUACCGGUGAAAAAGAUGCUGCGUAGAAAGUCACAUUUUUAACUCUUCGUGAUGCCUUCUGAGAACAAGAAAGUCCAUGUUCAUCGACGAAGUAUUCCUUCGAACGGAUAAUCAAUCAGAGAAUGCCAGGGGAAAGAAGAUUUUUGAAUUACAAGCAGUUUUGUUCAGAACAAGAUAAUACUUUGCGUGCACGCAUCGCUGUGAACUUCCAGGCCGAUGGGAGCCCGUGAUGAAUAGGCCGAUCGUCGCAUUGAUCGCGUGAGUUCAGCAGCUAACACUGUGUAGCAGAAGCAAGCCGACUCAGAAUCACGGCCUUCACUUCUUCUUUUGUUUAAGUAUCAACAAAUCGCUCUUUGUCGCUGGAAACUCUUUAAAGCGAGUUAACGAUAAACGGAUUUUAUUUUUAACCAUUUGAUUAAACUUGGAUUGUGAAUUGUGUUAGAUUUGCAAAACAACUUGAGACGAGUGACCAAACAUUUUUGAAAAGCAUCAACAAUUUAUACCAAAAGUUUUACGAAUCAGACAGAAUUUAUCGUGUGAUUUUUCUAAGACUGAUGCCUCUUCGACAAGUACAAAUCAUGAAUAGAUCUCGAGUGGUUCCUGAUGGAACUACAAAGAAAUAUAGAGAGGGCAACUUCCAUUCCUCGUAUUCAACGAUCAAUGAACUUGGAAGGGGGCGCUUUGCAGUUGUCCGCAAGUGCAAGCACAAGGAGAGCAACCGGCACUACGCAGCCAAGUUCGUUAGAAAGCGUAAGAUGGGCCGAGAUUGCCGGGAAGACAUCCUCAAGGAGAUUCGCAUCCUGGAGAACUCCGUCCUGAACCAGCGGCUCAUUGGCCUCCAUGAGGUCUACGAGACGUCAACAGAAGUCAUCCUUGUUUUAGAAUAUGCCAGCGGGGGCGAGCUGCACCAGUACUGUGUAGCAGACAAAGAAGACGGCUUCUGUGAAAGAGACGUGGUCAGACUAUUACGGCAGAUUAUAGAGGGCGUUCACUAUCUCCAUUCACAGAACAUAGCUCAUCUAGAUCUUAAGCCUCAGAAUAUAUUACUAACAUCCAAAGAACCCAGUGAGAGUGACAUCAAAUUAAUAGACUUUGGAAUUGCACGCUACCUCAACAACGGAGAAGAGAUACGGGACAUUCAGGGCACCCCUGACUAUGUUGCCCCCGAGAUCCUUAACUACGAACCCAUCACGCUGUCCACCGACAUGUGGAGCAUCGGUGUCCUGACCUAUGUCAUGCUCACAGGUAUCUCACCCUUCGCUGGAGACACCAAGCAAGAGACCUUCCUCAACAUCUCCCAGCUCAACCUGGAUUUUGCCGAGGAGGACUUCAGCAGCCACUCCCCGGAGGCCAGGGACUUCAUCCAGAGUCUCUGUGUCAUUGAUGCAGAGAAACGCCUGACUGCAAAAGAGUGCCUUGAUCAUCCCUGGAUCCAGAAAUUCAGCAACGUGCCUGUCACCCGGGAGCUUGAUGCCAAUGAGAAUGUGACGCAGCAAGAAAACGAAGUCUCUCCCCUUACCAUCAGUGUGGUCAUCCAGAACAAUGAUGACAACGGUAUCCUCAAGAAGAAGGAGAUGGAUGAUGAGAACGACAACUACCUGGAAAGCAAAACCGAAGAUCACAUCUCACGAAAGGAGAAACCUCAGAAUGACGUAGUCCAGGAUUCUGAAGACAGUUCAGAUGCCACAUGCAGAGUUGGUGUAGAUGAAUCCACUCCAGAUAUGGACAUUCACAUGGAUGUUGAAAACAAAGACACGGACACUCAUGAGGACCACUCAAAGAUUCAGGAAGAGGUCCAAGUUUUAUCUCAGUAUUCAAAUGGCAUCAAGGUUUUAGACCAUGAACUUGUAGAGAGGCGGGAAUAUCCUCUUGUCUCCCAACCAAGGCAAGUAGUCCUCGACAGUCGAGAGGACUCUCCUGCAGUUCCUGUGCAGAUGGAAAGUGGUGUUCUUGGGGAUACAAAGUGCAGGAGCUGCAACAGGUUGCACCCAGAAUCACAAAGUGCCUCUGAUAGGAGUAGGUCACCGUCGUCCAGCCCCAUGGGUACGCGGCGGACCCUCUGCCCGAACAAGGAGAACUUUCCCAAAGAAAUCCGAGAACCCAAGAGGUUCUGCCUUGAAGUGGUACCUCAACAACCAGGUCAAGUUGUCUGUUGAUCAAUUUAGUAUCCCAGAACAAUCCAACAUAUUUAUUCUAGAUAUUGCUUUUUACCUUCGUUCUUAAGUCGCGACUGAAAGUUUCAUUUUUUCCACUAAACAAUCAUUUGGGAGCAUAUUAGUGUAGGGAAGAGUUUUACAUUCUUGGCGUUAAUAGAGGUUUUAUUUGAAAUCAUCUUCGGGAUGUUUAUAAUCAUUGCAUUUUAGUGUAAUCAUAAUGAUAAAGAUUUGAAUGCGAAUGUGUACAAUAUGAUAUUAUUCAAAUUGAUGACAGUGCUGAGCACUUGGUAAUUAAAAAUUAUGGUACCAAAGUAACAAUGUACUUGAAGAAGUUGUUUAGUCUUGUUGAUUCAAGGCUGUUGUAAUCUAAUAGCUUGCUGUAUGCAGCGGUUAGUUCUGUGUAAAUUCAUGUUUACAUCUAAAGCUUCCAGCCUAAGCAACAUAAGUGAAAAGGGUGCUAUAUGUAUUCUAUGUGUAAGUAUUAAAAAUAACUAUGCAUUUUUUAAUUUUACAAUCCAUCAUGAUUCCAUUUGGUGUG
Molecule: messenger RNA, 2740 nt
Organism: Lytechinus variegatus (green sea urchin)
Lineage: Eukaryota; Metazoa; Echinodermata; Echinoidea; Temnopleuroida; Toxopneustidae
Product: serine/threonine-protein kinase 17A-like
Exons: 6
Coding region: 601-2202 (533 amino acids)
Biological process (GO): intracellular signal transduction; protein phosphorylation; positive regulation of apoptotic process
Cellular component (GO): nucleus
Molecular function (GO): ATP binding; protein serine/threonine kinase activity
Source: RefSeq, a predicted model, not a curated record